Oreochromis aureus is the source of this 3380-nucleotide messenger RNA. RefSeq lists its product as uncharacterized. The record is from RefSeq and is a predicted model, not a curated record. The coding region runs from base 2379 to 2762 and encodes 127 amino acids. NCBI's taxonomy places the organism in Eukaryota, Metazoa, Chordata, Actinopteri, Cichliformes, Cichlidae. The transcript is spliced from 7 exons.
AAUCUCACUGAAUCAUCAAAUGCUUCACUGAGAGCCGUUCAGCUGCUGUUGUUAAGGCUUCAGCACGAUGGAGCGCCAGGAUCACCGCCUCCUUCAGAGUGAGGUUGAGUCAUCGUUCCAGAAGUGAGCAGGCAUGAGUGCGUCUGCAGCCACAGUGAGGCAUCAAGGGACAACAGAGAAGCCUCAAACUUCAAGGACACACCGGAAAUCUGCAGGAAGUUCAAGGGGCAGCAGAGGGUUGGUGCACAGUUGUUUUCUCUGAUGAAGCCAACUUCUGACUGUUUGGGAAAUCUGAAAAAAUCAUUUGUCUGUGGAAAAUCCCAAGAUUUGUGAGGCAUGUUUACAGACGAUGAUGGGGGUACCUGCAAGAGACCCGGCAGAGUGGAGUGGGCAAGCAUAAGGGCUAAACUCUGGUGACUGGAACAUCAUGGAUGUGAAACAGGCAAGCUUUUCUGGCAAGUUAUCUGGUUACGAAGCUCUGCAGAGGACACAAGAAGCAAAAGUUACUUUGCAACACUCAGAGGAAACCGAUGACAGGGGACGGGAAGUAAUCACCUGGAGAGACAACACCAGGGUUGGUUCCUGAACAUGAAACAUGCAGCCUCUCAACCGGAAACAACCUGCAGGUGUGAAGGGGCGAGCAGCUCCCCCUCCGAGGGCAGAGCCAAAAAUCUCACCGCACAGAGCCACCUGGAGAAAGACGAUUCAGCCAGCCUGCCUCAAACAUGGAGCAGAAGUGAAAAGUGGCUCAAAGAUCAUUAGAUCAGCAUUUUGGAUCCAUGGUCAGAAAACCUAAUCGUGGUAAAUGAUCAGUUCUUAAAGGCAUGUAGACAAGAAGAAGUCCACAAACAGUGAAGACCUUGGAGCACUGAUCACUGUUUGGAGGUUUUUCUCCUUCUCUGCGUUCUCUCUCUCCUCUCAGGUGCAGUUGUGUGCCGGCGGUCCUCGCUGGGGCCGCCAGCUGGAGGAGUCUGUUUCCCAGGCUUUGCUAAUCACACAUGCCUUUCAUUUUCUCACCAGUGAGCACUAUUUAAAGAUUGUGUUUGGCAUUCAAUCUCUGUCAGACUGUUGUCACUACAGUAGUGCUAAUCGGCGCCCUCAUGCUUAGAACAAGUUUUGUGUCAUGCCCUGCUUAACCUUUCGCUCUUAUCUGCCUCCAGUAAUUUUUCUAAUGACGUUCCUCUGCUGUUGUGGACAUUCCUCAGUCCAAACCUGCUCUCACUUCAAUUUGUUAUCAUAAAUUGUUAUCACAAUAGCUACCAGCUAUCCAAGGAAUUCUCACCUGCAGUGUACCUGCCUGCCCGCUCUCCACAGCUCCUUCUCCCAGUCUCCUCUGGACUCCUCUGGCCAGUCAGAACAUCCUCCACAGCCUCUAGAUGAAAAUAAUACCAGCUCCACUUCCUCUUGAAGCUAAGAUUGAUUCUGGACCACCUCUGGCUGAAACCUUCCUGUAAUCAGAGAGUUACUUGCACAAUCUCCUGCUGCUGUUUCCAGUGUCGGUAACUUCUAAAAACUUGUUAAAUAAACCUUUUAGAACUGUUGUUAGUUUCUUUCACUGCACUCAUUUGGUCAUUAUGGCAUUUAGGACUUCCAGAAGCUGAUAUCCUGCAUGUCAUAGAGAACGGCAGAAGUUACAAAGAAGAAGUGUGAACACUGUAAACACUGACUCUCUGCACAGAGUUCAUUUGCCAAAGUGAACUGUUCUUUACUAAAGAAUAUGAGCUUUGUGUCUGAAACACUGAAAAACCUUUGGCCUUGAUAUGAUCAAAAUAUACAUAAUACAAGUUCUGAUGAUAUUCUAUGAUAUUCUUAAUUAGCUGUAACAAGGAAGAAGAAAGUAUAACUGUAAUAAUUUACACAGCCUGCCAUCCCCCUUGAUGUUUUUUAAAUGUGUCAAAUUCAAAGUCAAGAUUAAGACUUCCUGUUCACAGGAUGCACCUUUGACCUUUGACUUUUUGUCAAGUUCACACAAACAUCAGAUUCAGAACUUCAGUUUGGCUUUAUUUGAAUAUAUGUUUGCAAGUUAAACCAAAUACCUUUCAGCCAUUUGACCAUCAGCUAACUUCUUCUUCUUGUACAAUAAAUUAGUCAUGUUCAUGGACUCCAACUUCCUCAGAAUUAGCACGAAGCUCUGUGAAACAUGACGAACUGUGUGAUUCACUCAGAAAAAGACGAAGCUUUCCUGUUUACCAUGUUUUGUGCACAUUUAUUCAAACAAAUCAACCUUUUAAUGACGCAGGAAUCCAUCCCACAUCAGGCCGAGGAGAAGAUUUAUGACAGCAGCUGGAAUCUGUGCAGAGUGCAAAACAAACAGCUCCACAGCUGAAGAAUAACUGCACCCGCCAUUCACACACACACACAACCGUACACCACUAUAGAUGACCCUGCAGUGGCCGGCGGAUGAGAUCGGUUGGACACUGUUUUCAUUAGGAGCAGCCAUGAGGAGAUGGUACACUGUGGUUAUAAACAGAUGGACACAGUCAGCAGCAACACUCAGUAACAAAGCUUUCACCGUCAUCCCCCCGAACCCCAAGAAGAGAAGAGAGAUCCAGAAAAAGGCGGAGGCGGAGCUUGCCGCUUUAGAGGAGCUGCGUCUGAGCCGAGCGAUGGCGUACGUUUCCAUUAACCCCAGCAGUGUCGGUGGCUGCAUGAGUCUGGAGGAAGUACGCUCGAAGCAGCAGCAGGAAAUGAUGCUGGCAAAGAAGAAGCAGAAACCGAUGAAGAAGCCGGUGUUGGAGGAAGCGUCCGUCCUGACGAGCUGAGCGUCUCCUCCCGCCUCGACUCCUCGCUGCAGCUGAAACACAGAAAUCACAUGUUUAAGGAGCAAACUUUGAAUAAGUAUUUUUAGUGAAAUAUUUACAGAUGAAAAAACAAAUAUCAGAGCUCACAUAUGUCAUCGUUGUUGUCAUAUAGUGGUUUGAUUAUGGUUGUUUAGGUGUUUCAAAGUUCUGUGAGUAGCUUUGUGGUCGAAUGAAAACUUACUUUUUAUCCAAGUUUAAAUAGAAAAUAACUUUAUUAACAGGUCGAUGACUCAAACAUCUUCCUCCGAGGUUUCAGCCAUCACGUCAGUAACAUGGAGCUCAGGGAAUCUUAUAUGUGCAGCUCAAACUAUGCAACCAUCUCUGGCCUGAAUGUGAUAAAUAUAAACAGUUUUGUGCUAACACACAGGUGGUUCACUGCUCACAGGUACUCCAGUCUUUCACCUGUUGAAUGUGUUUGGUUAGAUUCAUUUUUCUAUGUAGGAUUCUGUUGUAUUUUCUUUACCUUUGUUUUUAUUUUAUUUGUAGUUUUCAUUAAAUCUGCAGCUGUGUCCAACAGACUGAGUCCGUGUGUUCAAGCUGCAAACACCGGAAAUAAAAAUGUUUGCUGCAACAAACAGA